Phytophthora infestans T30-4 is the source of this 737-nucleotide messenger RNA. RefSeq lists its product as uncharacterized. Lineage: Eukaryota; Oomycota; Peronosporomycetes; Peronosporales; Peronosporaceae. The record is from RefSeq and is a predicted model, not a curated record. The transcript has a single exon. Gene Ontology annotation, cellular component: preribosome, large subunit precursor. The coding region runs from base 15 to 737 and encodes 240 amino acids. Gene Ontology annotation, biological process: ribosomal large subunit assembly.
GCCACUCAAACUCCAUGGACGGAAAGGCUGCACAGCUUGUGGCGCGCUACGACCGCCUGAUCGCGGCGUUGGGCGAGGACGCGUUCAAACCUUCUAGCGGAGUGUGUGCGCGAGUGGAGGACGCUUCUGCUGCUGUUGCGGAGGUUGAGAACGACGAACAGAGACAGAAAUUGCUCAACGUGGCCACAGACAAAUCUAUGCGCUGUGCCGAUCUCAUUGCCAGGAGUCUAGAGGCGUCUGCAACGCUUGCUAAAUUGCAAAAGACACUGAAGAAUACGUACGAUAACAGCCAGAAUGGACACAAUGACGAAGACGAAGAUAUGGAGAGCGAGGAGGACGAACAGUACGACACGUCCACCACUUUGUUGCUGCAGGACCUCGUGGCGGCUGGCGACGAGGCCGAAGACGCCGCCAAGAAGUAUGCACGACUGGGCGUCGUACGAAAGACCGCGCGUGCGAGCCACGAGCUGCUAGCGUCGGCUGAGCACGAUCUACACGAGCACUUGGCUAGUGAGUCCACGACGCCUGGAGAUGCCGUCAUGCAGAACGAAUUCCAGCAGCUGUACAUGGACGAGUUCACCACUGCGUUUGGCGACGAGCUGGACCAGUUCCGUCAGGAGGAACGCUUCGAGAGCAAGGAUGUGACCUAUUUAAUCUCCUGCAUCCACGCAGGCGGCGACAUCUUCACACCACUGCAGAAAAAACUCUUCGUUGAAGCAAGUCGAACAACAGAGUAG